This is a messenger RNA of Bufo bufo (common toad), 1218 nucleotides long. Its product is annotated as C2 calcium-dependent domain-containing protein 4C-like. The record is from RefSeq and is a predicted model, not a curated record. Bases 49 to 1218 code for a protein of 389 amino acids. Lineage: Eukaryota; Metazoa; Chordata; Amphibia; Anura; Bufonidae. The transcript has a single exon.
ACCUGUGAAUGUCGAUGUCACUAAGCACAUCCUGGCCUUAAGAUUUAUAUGCCGACCAUGGUUGGAAAGGAAAGGUCUAUGCAUUACCUUUCUACUUUUACAAAUGUCUUGACUCCAGAAAGCAUUCCUGAAUUUUGUAUACCUCCCAGGCACCAAACUCAAAAAGAGCUCAAUUUAAAUCCUCAGUACCUGGCCAUUCAUGACCUCAGCAUAUCAGUGUUAGAAGCAGUAAGACCAAGUUUAUUUGACAUUCAUACCAUUCAAGUAGACAGUGUGGAAGAUACUCUUGAGGAAGAGAAUACUAAUGCUGAUCCCCAGUCACAAGCGGCUUUGUCAUUGCCCCAUCUUCCAAAAACACAGACCUGCUAUGGUUUUUGUACCUUGCUAGAAAGCCCUAAUACAAGAAGAAAAGAAUCACUUUUUCACAAUGACCCCGCUAUUCCACCAAUUCUUCUACCUCGAUCCCGCUCUAAUACUAUAUCUGGCAGAGGAAUUUCCUCACCAAAUUUCUGCAGCACUCUAAAGCUACGACCUCUUAAGCGUUCUGGAACUUUAGACAGUGACACAACAUCAUCUACCGACUCCUCUCCUUUUAGCUCCCCUCUGCUCCACAGAUCUCUCCCAACGGCCAUGUUAAAAGCUUUCGGCCAGGACAAUAAAUUGUCCAGGGCAUUAAAAAUUGGCUACAAGUAUUCUGCUCUUAGGAACAGUUCAGUCUCCACUGAUGAGGAUAGCUCAACAGACAGUAGUCCAUGUGUCACCAGAAGAGCAUCCCAGGAAUGGGCAUAUCAUGCUCCUGCACACCCCAACACUGGUCUGCUGUUGUCCCCUGAGCAAUUCCCCAUAGACAACGCUGUAACUCUGGAUACAGGAGGGAUCUUAAGGCUGUCCACUGAAUAUCGACCCGAAAGCCUGAGACUCCGUAUUCGUCUUGUCAGUGCAGAAGGGCUGUACAAAGAGUCUGUAGAUCCCAAAAACAUCAGCUGCUACAUUUCCAUAUCAUUAGUACCUGGCAAAAAUCAAAAGCAAAGAAGCACCCUGAUCCGUGGAAGCCGUAACCCAAUCUUCAAUGAAGAUUUCUUUUUUGAGGGGCUAGAGCCUGAAGAUCUUCUCCAGAAAACUCUGAAGAUAAAAGCCGUAAAUAAGGGAUGUUGUGUAAGAAGAGAGAAUAUCUUGGGAAAGAGCAAACUCCAUCUUCUUAAUGUUUUAGUGCUUUAA